AUGAUCAAUCCCUGGCCAACGAAGCCAUUUUGGUGGGUCACAUGGCCCGCUCUACUUUCGGCGUCCCAAGAGGGAUGGCACGUCCUGCCUUAUCCUGGCUGCUAUGGGCCCCCGUUGGCGCUGUUCGGCUACUCAACGCGGUCGCGUCAAUCCAUGCAGCGACACAAAACGCUAAACUCCCAGAUCGUCGACCAUUACGUUGCAGUUGCCAGUGAGGGUUCGCGCGAAGAGGUGCGCGUGGCAUUUGCACAGGCACUGCGAGUGGCACAGACAACCAAGGGCAUUGUUAACUUGUCAACGGUCGCGGGUCGUGUAUCUGCCCUGACGCGCAAUUACGUGAUGCUACUCGACACCUUCUGGACGUCAACGUUUUGGCUCGCUGUACACCGUCACUUUGACCAGUCGCUAGCUGCGUUUGUGGCAGAGAGACAGGAAAUAUACGAGACUCCAACACUAUACCAGAAGCUGAAUAGCAUUACCCACAUUAUCGACUACUGGGGUGACGGGUUCUGGCACGACUUGGGCCGCCUGGGUGUUCGCCUGCCUCUGAAUCCGGGCAAGAACUUGAUUGAGCAGGUAUACAAGGCUGCCGUACAAAGCAGGUCAUUAGCCACCUUCGCCUGCAACAUUCGCUCGCGAUUUCUAGGUGGAAGCGGCACAUACUUUGUUGGGGGACUCGUCCGAGCCAAGAAAGGCGAAACAUUGAAGAAGCAGGUCAACGCCGGGACGUACGUGCUGGCAAGGCUGCCGCUUGCGGCCUACAUUGACGCUGUCGAUACCGGCGCAUGUUCAGAGCCAGACGCGAGCGAGGUGUUGGCGUGGCAGGCGACCUGGGAGGAGCGAGACGGUGAGAUUGGCACUGACAGGUCGGGGGACGACUCAGAUCCGGAGUCUGAAGGGGGAGGCGUGCAGGCUGAACAGAACGACAGCGCGAGCGAGAGCGAGAUAGGUGAGCAAGAAGCGCAUGUUGCGCCAGAGGCGCAAGACGAGCAAGACGACCUCACGAGGGAGAGAGGCGAGCAACAGGCGCAAGAUGCGCAAGAUGACAGCGAGAUAGAUGUCCAAGGGGCGCAAUUCAACCAAGACGACAGCGAGAUACAUGACCAAGAGGCGCAAUUCAACCAAGACGACAGCGAGACAGAUGACCAAGAGGCGCAAUUCAGCCAAGAAGACAGCGAGAUAGAUGAUCAAGAAUCCCAGAUUGGGCAAGAGGCGCAAGACGACCAAGACGACACGGGGGUAGACGAGCAAGACGGGCGAAAAAACGGGAAGAUGUCAUCAAAGCGACGGCGCAGCGCAUCACCCGAAAUCCGGCGAAAUCGCGUGCGAUCUUUGUCUCUGUCGGAUGACCACGACCACAUAACGCAUAGCUGGAUUGAAGACAGUACUCUUAGCAUGCUAGGGGAAAGACAGAAGCCUGUCGACCAUAGAUCGACGAGCACGCACACUCGGGCUAUGCAUGAGAUGGUGGACAGUCUUGGGCAAGGGCCAUGGGCCCUGGCCAUGAAUGCGGUACGAGAGGCUCUUGGAGCAGGAGACGAGGCGUCGCUCAGGUUAACGAGUGCGAAGACGCAGCUCCAACAGUCUCGCCGUAAUUGCUCAAUGGUCAGAAGGCUAGUGCAGGCUGACCUUGGAUUGACGGAGCCUGGUACGGCAGAGAUGAUUAGUGCACGCAUUCGGCCACUAGAACGACGGCAACAGCAACUCCAAGGGCUUUGUGAACUGCAGCAGCGAAUGCGUGAGAUACGCGAGUGUGCGGAUGCGGACACGCAGGAUAUGGACCGGCAUUUGCCUGUUGGAAGCUCAGAAGCCCUCAAAGCCGACAUGGACACAGUGGCACAAGAAGUUAACAGACUAAGGGUGUGCCUUGGCAAUAUGCAAAAGGUGGAACAAGCAGUGGCAGCGGCGGAAAUGGUGGUUGCGCAUGCGGAGCAAGCGGUCAAUCUGCACAUCAAGGACCAGGGGGAGUUUGCCAUGUUGGUGGAAAUGGUACAGCACGCAGAAGGACGAGAGCGGUUUGCAAGGCCUGGACGGGGCACGAGACAAGAGCGGUAA
Plenodomus lingam JN3 is the source of this 2055-nucleotide messenger RNA. RefSeq lists its product as uncharacterized. The record is from RefSeq and is a predicted model, not a curated record. Lineage: Eukaryota; Fungi; Ascomycota; Dothideomycetes; Pleosporales; Leptosphaeriaceae.